AUAGGCGGGGGCGUUGCGUUGUUAUGAUUUUUCUCAAUUUAGCCUGCGGUCCCAGGAAGUGCUCCGUUUCUUUGUCCCCAAAUCAGACCUUGGCCUAUGCACUCGAAAAGUUUUGCGAAAGCUUCAAGUUGAAUGUCGGGGAAUACGCGCUGAGGCAUCGAAACGUUCAGUUGGACCUGUCACUGGAGUUCAGGCUGUCCGGUCUGCCCAACAGGGCAAAUCUGGACGUGUGCAAGAAGUCCGAGGGGUCGAAGGGCAAGGAGGGGCUGGUGAAGGUGGCGCUGCGCGUGGACGGUAGUCGGGUGGUGCUGGAGGUGCCCAACACGUCGACGUUGUGGGAGUUGUUGCAGAAGGCGGAAUCCGAGAAGGGUCUGAAUUUACUGUCGGCCUCUGGUCCCGGUUCGAAGUAUCUGCAGCCGUGCAUGAGGUACAUGAGUUCGGUGUUCUGCAGCAACGCGGACCUCCGCCGGACGACGCUGAGCGCGCUGGGAAUUCGGUGUCAGUCCGUGCUGUUCGACUUUUUUCGCGAGCCGACAGAAGUGGAGGUGGGCGAGUUCUUGGAGAGGGACCGAGCGGAACAGGAGAGAGACCGAGCGGAGCGGGAGAGGAGAGAGGCGGAGCGGGAGAGGGAGCGAGCGGAGCAAGAGAGGAGAAAGGUUGAACGGGAAAGAGUGCAAGCAGAGCAAGACAGGGUGCGAGCGGAGCAAGACAGGGUGCGAGCGGAGCAAGACAGAAUGCGAGCGGAGCAAGACAGGGUGCGAGCGGAGCAGGAAAGGCAGAAAUCAGAGGAAAGAAGCGCGCGCGCGCCGUCCGAAAGUCAAGAAAUGUGUCAACCGCGCGUCAAAGAACAAAAACAAUUCGCGUCCAACGAAUCCGAAAUCACGCCGCCUGCAAACGAAGAAUCUAAGUCGAAUCGUUCUGAGGACCGAAUACUUCCCGCGCAUCUCGAAGGGGGCGGAAUUACGGACCCAAUCAUGUCUGGGUUUCAUAAAUACAUUCGAGACACUGAAGCUCUGAAACAGGGCCGUUUGUCACCGCCUCCAACUACCGUAGACCGAGACGUCAAAGUGUUCUUUCCUAGCGAACACCAGAAGGCGGAGCUUCUUCCGGAUCUGCCACCAGAUUUCUUCGAGCCGUCCGCCGAAGAGAUCCUGUCGACUUUCAAGCGACGAGAGGAUCCCGAACAGCUCGUUUUAAAGACCAAGGCGAUGAGGGAGCGCUCGGCGGCCCACUUCGACAGGUGUCUGAUCCGAGUUCGUCUGCCCGACGGAAUGCAGAUCCAAGGGACGUUCCACCCUCAGGAGAAGACGGAAGACGUGGUCGAAUUCGUCAGGUCGCAGUUGUCAGAACCCAACCAGAAAAUCGACUUCUACUUGUACACAUCUCCACCUCGGGCAGAACUGAAGAAAGAGACGACUCUUCUCAAACAAACGCUGACUCCGGCUUCGCUCUUGCUCCUCGGGAUUCGCCCCGGGCAACAAAUGACCGCGCCCAUUCUAAAGCCGGAACGCCUGCAGGAACUUCUCCCUCUGUACAAAAAGACGGUCAGCGAAGACGCGAAGUUCUCCUCGGAGAAGAGCACACCCGCAUCCAAAAACACCGCGCCCACGCAGCAAAAGAACCCAACGAAGGCCCGAAAAUCUCGCCCAGUCAAAGCGGCGCCAAAGUGGUUCCUAGCCGGAAAAAAAAGAUAACCUGUACAGAUUCUGUGCGAGCCGUACACGCCAUACACAA
Messenger RNA from Schistocerca gregaria, 1734 nucleotides. RefSeq names its product tether containing UBX domain for GLUT4-like. The transcript is spliced from 2 exons. Lineage: Eukaryota; Metazoa; Arthropoda; Insecta; Orthoptera; Acrididae. Bases 24 to 1694 code for a protein of 556 amino acids. Gene Ontology annotation, molecular function: protein binding. The record is from RefSeq and is a predicted model, not a curated record.